GCCUAAAUAACAGGAAGUUUCAGUUCUGAAAAAUCUUAAACAGAAGUUUACAUAUAUACGGCUGUUGCCAAAAGAUGAAGAAAUAAAAAACGUGUCGGAAGUAUGAAGUUCUACAGUGGCCUGUUUAAAAUAGUGGACAUUAUAACUUCCUGUUUGGACUGAGGGGGCGGAAAAGCAGUCAUUAGUUUUGGUGAUGGAGUGAAGCGAUGCGAUUAUUGAAGCGAUGAGUUUCGCAACGCCCGUUCCGUUCAGCCAAAUAAAGAAGAGGCGGAACCGAAACAUUUAACUCUGGUGACAGCAGUCCAGCUCCACCUUGAGCAAGAGCUCACACCUUUUACACCUCUCACAUCAGUGUUCGAUGCGGUUUGAAAAGGACGUGACAGGUUAAAGAGCUUCAUCAUUGAGGAAAGUCGCUGGUAAACUUAUCUGAACAUGAUAUGAAGAUCGCUGCUCAGGAGUAUUACGAUUAGUGACUUAAGAUGGGAUGUCUUUCUGUCAAAACUUUAUGUAAGGGCAUAGCGAUUCUGUUCUUUGUCAAUCUUCAGGGUUUGAAUGCACAGGACAAUGGUACAGCCUUCCCUGUAACUACAAGCAGUUCUUCAACUCAAACAUCUCCUCAAACACCUGUCACAACACCCCCUGCCUCUACAAGCUCUUCUGUAACUGAGUCUCAAACAUCAGCUCAUUCAACCUUCCCUGUAACUACAAGCAGUUCUUCAACUCAAACAUCUCCUCAAACAUCUGUCACAACACCCCCUGCCUCUACAAGCUCUUCUGCAACUGAGUCUCAAACAUCAACUGAUUCAACACCCCCUGCCUCUACAAGCUCUUCUGCAACUGAGUCUCAAACAUCAGCUCAUUCAACCUUCCCUGUAACUACAAGCAGUUCUUCAACUCAAACAUCUCCUCAAACAUCUGUCACAACACCCCCUGCCUCUACAAGCUCUUCUGCAACUGAGUCUCAAACAUCAGCUCAUUCAACCUUCCCUGUAACUACAAGCAGUUCUUCAACUCAAACAUCUCCUCAAACAUCUGUCACAACACCCCCUGCCUCUACAAGCUCUUCUGCAACUGAGUCUCAAACAUCAACUGAUUCAACACCCCCUGCCUCUACAAGCUCUUCUGCAACUGAGUCUCAAACAUCAGCUCAUUCAACACCCCCUGCCUCUACAAGCUCUUCUGCAACUGAGUCUCAAACAUCAGCUCAUUCAACCUUCCCUGUAACUACAAGCAGUUCUUCAACUCAAACAUCUCCUCAAACAUCUGUCACAACACCCCCUGCCUCUACAAGCUCUUCUGCAACUGAGUCUCAAACAUCAACUGAUUCAACACCCCCUGCCUCUACAAGCUCUUCUGCAACUGAGUCUCAAACAUCAGCUCAUUCAACUCCCCCUGCCUCUACAAGCUCUUCUGCAACUGAGUCUCAAACAUCAGCUCAUUCAACACCCCCUGCCUAUACAAGCUCUUCUGCAACUGAGUCUCAAACAUCAGCUCAUUCAACCUUCCCUGUAACUACAAGCAGUUCUUCAACUCAAACAUCUCCUCAAACAUCUGUCACAACACCCCCUGCCUCUACAAGCUCUUCUGCAACUGAGUCUCAAACAUCAGCUCAUUCAACACCCCCUGCCUCUACAAGCUCUUCUGCAACUGAGUCUCAAACAUCAGCUCAUUCAACACCCCCUGCCUCUACAAGCUCUUCUGCAACUGAGUCUCAAACAUCAGCUCAUUCAACACCCCCUGCCUAUACAAGCUCUUCUGCAACUGAGUCUCAAACAUCAGCUCAUUCAACCUUCCCUGUAACUACAAGCAGUUCUUCAACUCAAACAUCUCCUCAAACAUCUGUCACAACACCCCCUGCCUCUACAAGCUCUUCUACAUCAGCUCAUUCAACCUUCCUUGUAACUACAAGCAGUUCUUCAACUCAAACAUCUCCUCAAACACCUGUCACAAAGCCAAACGUGACUGGGAAUCUCACAGUGUCUGAAGUCACAACAUCAUCUGUGUUUCUGUCAUGGAAUGAACCGAUUGGAAAUAGAUCUUUCUUUAAAGUUAAAUGGACUAACAAAACACAGGAAACUAGUAACACUUCCCAUAACAUCACUGAUCUGACUGCUGGAGUCAAUUACACAUUCUGCAUCACUGCUGUGGCAGCAGAUAAUUCAACAGAAGGCAACGCUACCUGCAUCUCACAAUAUACAAAGCCUGAUGUCAUAAUGAACCUCACAGCUGAUGAUAUUACAACAUCCUCUGUUUUACUAAACUGGACUAAACCAAACGGUGAAAGCUCCCAUUAUCAUGUAGAAUAUGAGGACAAGAAUGUGACUACUGAGAACACUUCUAUCAAAAUAAAUGAUCUCAUUUCUGGAGCACAGUACACAUUCAAAGUGUUUGCAGUUUCAGCUGAUCAUGUGACCGAGGGGAGAUCCAUUCAGAUUUCACUGUACACCAAGCCAAACGUGAUUGGGAAUCUCACAGUGUCUGAAGUCACAACAUCAUCUGUGUUUCUGUCAUGGAAUGAACCGAUUGGAAAUAGAUCUUUCUUUAAAGUUAAAUGGACUAACAAAACAAAGGAAACUAGUAACACUUCCCAUAACAUCACUGAUCUGACUGCUGGAUUCAAUUACACAUUCUGCAUCACUGCUGUGGCAGCAGAUAAUUCAACAGAAGGCGGCGCUAUCUGCAUCUCACAAUAUACAAAGCCAAAUGUGAUUGGGAAUCUCACAGUGUCUGAAGUCACAACAUUAUCUGUGUUUCUGUCAUGGAAUGAACCGACUGGAAAUAGAUCUUUCUUUAAAGUUAAAUGGACUAACAAAACAAAGGAAACUAGUAACACUUCCCAUAACAUCACUGAUCUGACUGCUGGAGUCAAUUACACAUUCUGCAUCACUGCUGUGGCAGCAGAUAAUUCAACAGAAGGCGACGCUAUCUGCAUCUCACAAUAUACAAAGCCUGAUGUCAUAAUGAACCUCACAGCUGAUGAUAUUACAACAUCCUCUGUUUUACUAAACUGGACUAAACCAAACGGUGAAAGCUCCCGUUAUUGUGUGGAAUAUGAAGACAAGAAUGUGACUACUGAGAACACUUCUAUCAAAAUAAAUUAUCUAGUUUCUGGAGCACAGUACACAUUGAAAGUGUUUGCAAUUUCAGCUGAUCAUGUGACCGAGGGGAGAUCCAUUCAGAUUUCACUGUACACCAAGCCAAACGUGACUGGGAAUCUCACAGUGUCUGAAGUCACAACAUCAUCUGUGUUUCUGUCAUGGAAUGAACCGAUUGGAAAUAGAUCUUUCUUUAAAGUUAAAUGGACUAACAAAACAAAGGAAACUAGUAACACUUCCCAUAACAUCACUGAUCUGACUGCUGGAGUCAAUUACACAUUCUGCAUCACUGCUGUGGCAGCAGAUAAUUCAACAGAAGGCGAUGCUAUCUGCAUCUCACAAUAUACAAAGCCUGAUGUCAUAAUGAACCUCACAGCUGAUGAUAUUACAACAUCCUCUGUUUUACUAAACUGGACUAAACCAAACGGUGAAAGCUCCCGUUAUUGUGUGGAAUAUGAAGACAAGAAUGUGACUACUGAGAACACUUCUAUCAAAAUAAAUUAUCUAGUUUCUGGAGCACAGUACACAUUCAAAGUGUUUGCAAUUUCAGCUGAUCAUGUGACCGAGGGGAGAUCCAUUCAGAUUUCACUGUACACCAAGCCAAACGUGACUGGGAAUCUCACAGUGUCUGAAGUCACAACAUUAUCUGUGUUUCUGUCAUGGAAUGAACCGACUGGAAAUAGAUCUUUCUUUAAAGUUAAAUGGACUGACAAAACAAAGGAAACUAGUAACACUUCCCAUAACAUCACUGAUCUGACUGCUGGAGUCAGUUACACAUUCUGCAUCACUGCUGUGGCAGCAGAUAAUUCAACAGAAGGCGAUGCUAUCUGCAUCUCACAAUAUACAAAGCCAAAUGUGAUUCAAAAUCUCAGAGUGUCUGAAUUCACAACAUUAUCUGUGUUUCUGUCAUGGCAUGAACCGAUUGGAAAUAGAUCUUUCUUUAAAGUUAAAUGGACUAACAAAACAAAGGAAACUAGUAACACUUCCCAUAACAUCACUGAUCUGACUGCUGGAGUCAGUUACACAUUCUGCAUCACUGCUGUGGCAGCAGAUAAUUCAACAGAGGGCGACGCUAUCUGCAUCUCACAAUAUACAAAGCCUGAUGUCAUAAUGAACCUCACAGCUGAUGAUAUUACAACAUCCUCUGUUUUACUAAACUGGACUAAACCAAACGGUGAAAGCUCCCAUUAUCAUGUAGAAUAUGAGGACAAGAAUGUGACUACUGAGAACACUUCUAUCAAAAUAAAUGAUCUCAUUUCUGGAGCACAGUACACAUUCAAAGUGUUUGCAGUUUCAGCUGAUCAUGUGACCGAGGGGAGAUCCAUUCAGAUUUCACUGUACACCAAGCCAAACGUGACUGGGAAUCUCACAGUGUCUGAAGUCACAACAUCAUCUGUGUUUCUGUCAUGGAAUGAACCGAUUGGAAAUAGAUCUUUCUUUAAAGUUAAAUGGACUAACAAAACAAAGGAAACUAGUAACACUUCCCAUCACAUCACUGAUCUGACUGCUGGAGUCAAUUACACAUUCUGCAUCACUGCUGUGGCAGCAGAUAAUUCAACAGAAGGCGACGCUAUCUGCAUCUCACAAUAUACAAAGCCUGAUGUCAUAAUGAACCUCACAGCUGAUGAUAUUACAACAUCCUCUGUUUUACUAAACUGGACUAAACCAAACGGUCAAAGCUCCCGUUAUCGUGUAGAAUAUGAAGACAAGAAUGUGACUACUGAGAGCACUUCUAUCAAAAUAAAUGAUCUCAUUUCUGGAGCACAGUACACAUUCAAAGUGUUUGCAGUUUCAGCUGAUCAUGUGACCGAGGGGAGAUCCAUUCAGAUUUCACUGUACACCAAGCCAAACGUGACUGGAAAUCUCAUAGUGUCUGAAGUCACAACAUUAUCUGUGUUUCUGUCAUGGAAUGAACCGAUUGGAAAUAGAUCUUUCUUUAAAGUUAAAUGGACUGACAAAACAAAGGAAACUAGUAACACUUCCCUUAACAUCACUGAUCUGACUGCUGGAGUCAGUUACACAUUCUGCAUCACUGCUGUGGCAGCAGAUAAUUCAACAGAAGGCGACGCUAUUUGCAUCUCACAAUAUACAAAGCCUGAUGUCAUAAUGAACCUCACAGCUGAUGAUAUUACAACAUCCUCUAUUUUACUAAACUGGACUAAACCAAACGGUCAAAGCUCCCGUUAUCGUGUAGAAUAUGACGACAAGAAUGUGACUACUGAGAACACUUCUAUCAAAAUAAAUGAUCUCAUUUCUGGAGCACAGUACACAUUCAAAGUGUUUGCAGUUUCAGCUGAUCAUGUGACCGAGGGAAGAUCCAUUCAGAUUUCACUGUACACCAAGCCAAAUGUGAUUGGGAAUCUCACAGUGUCUGAAGUCACAACAUUAUCUGUGUUUCUGUCAUGGAAUGAACCGACUGGAAAUAGAUCUUUCUUUAAAGUUAAAUGGACUAACAAAACAAAGGAAACUAGUAACACUUCCCACAACAUCACUGAUCUGACUGCUGGAGUCAAUUACACAUUCUGCAUCACUGCUGUGGCAGCAGAUAAUUCAACAGAAGGCGGCGCUAUCUGCAUCUCACAAUAUACAAAGCCUGAUGUCAUAAUGAACCUCACAGCUGAUGAUAUUACAGCAUCCUCUGUUUUACUAAACUGGACUAAACCAAACGGUGAAAGCUCCCGUUUUCGUGUAGAAUAUGAAGACAAGAAUGUGACUACUGAGAGCACUUCUAUCAAAAUAAAUUAUCUCAUUUCUGGAGCACAGUACACAUUCAAAGUGUUUGCAAUUUCAGCUGAUCAUGUGACCGAGGGGAGAUCCAUUCAGAUUUCACUGUACACCAAGCCAAAUGUGAUUAGAAAUCUCAUAGUGUCUGAAGUCACAACAUCAUCUGUGUUUCUGUCAUGGAAUGAACCGAUUGGAAAUAGAUCUUUCUUUAAAGUUAAAUGGACUAACAAAACAAAGGAAACUAGUAACACUUCCCAUAACAUCACUGAUCUGACUGCUGGAGUCAGUUACACAUUCUGCAUCACUGCUGUGGCAGCAGAUAAUUCAACAGAAGGCGGCGCUAUCUGCAUCUCACAAUAUACAAAGCCUGAUGUCAUAAUGAACCUCACAGCUGAUGAUAUUACAACAUCCUCUGUUUUACUAAACUGGACUAAACCAAACGGUCAAAGCUCCCGUUAUCGUGUAGAAUAUGAAGACAAGAAUGUGACUACUGAGAACACUUCUGUCAAAAUGAAUUAUCUAGUUUCUGGAGCACAGUACACAUUCAAAGUGUUUGCAGUUUCAGCUGAUCAUGUGACCGAGGGGAGAUCCAAUCAGAUUUCACUGUACACCAAGCCAAACGUGAUUGGGAAUCUCACAGUGUCUGAAGUAACAACAUUAUCUGUGUUUCUGUCAUGGAAAGAACCAAUUGGAAAUAGAUCUUUCUUUAAAGUUAAAUGGACUGACAAAACAAAGGAAACUAGUAACACUUCCCAUAACAUCACUGAUCUGACUGCUGGAGUCAAUUACACAUUCUGCAUCACUGCUGUGGCAGCAGAUAAUUCAACAGAAGGCGACGCUAUCUGCAUCUCACAAUAUACAAAGCCAAGCGUGACUGGGAAUCUUACAGUGUCUGAAGUCACAACAUUAUCUGUGUUUCUGUCAUGGAAUGAACCGAUUGGAAAUAGAUCUUUCUUUAAAGUUAAAUGGACUAACAAAACAAAGGAAACUAGUAACACUUCCCAUAACAUCACUGAUCUGACUGCUGGAGUCAGUUACACAUUCUGCAUCACUGCUGUGGCAGCAGAUAAUUCAACAGAGGGCGACGCUACCUGCAUCUCACAAUAUACAAAGCCUGAUGUCAUAAUGAACCUCACAGCUGAUGAUAUUACAACAUCCUCUGUUUUACUAAACUGGACUAAACCAAACGGUGAAAGCUCCCGUUAUUGUGUGGAAUAUGAAGACAAGAAUGUGACUACUGAGAACACUUCUAUCAAAAUAAAUUAUCUAGUUUCUGGAGCACAGUACACAUUCAAAGUGUUUGCAAUUUCAGCUGAUCAUGUGACCGAGGGGAGAUCCAUUCAGAUUUCACUGUACACCAAGCCAAACGUGACUGGGAAUCUCACAGUGUCUGAAGUCACAACAUCAUCUGUGUUUCUGUCAUGGAAUGAACCGAUUGGAAAUAGAUCUUUCUUUAAAGUUAAAUGGACUAACAAAACAAAGGAAACUAGUAACACUUCCCAUCACAUCACUGAUCUGACUGCUGGAGUCAAUUACACAUUCUGCAUCACUGCUGUGGCAGCAGAUAAUUCAACAGAAGGCGACGCUAUCUGCAUCUCACAAUAUACAAAAUCCUCUGGGAACAACACUGGGCCCAAUAUUUGGCUGAUUGUUGGCAUAGUUGUGGCUGUGAUCUGUUUUCUCUUCAUCAUCUCUCUUAUUUUCAUCUAUUCAAGAAGUCAAAAAAAGAAACAAUGCCCCGACUUCCCUUUACACAUUAUUAGUAAGAUUGCUUCGAGAAUAGAAGAUUAUGAAGAUUACUUUAUUAGGAAUCAUGCAGAUUCCAACUGUGGUUUUGCUAAAGAGUAUGAGGAAUUGAAAUCUGUUGGAACGGCACAGCCAAGGAAAGAUGCCCUGGCUUUUGAAAACAAGACGAAGAAUCGUUACACUAAUGUGUUACCAUAUGAUGCUUCAAGAGUGAAGUUAUCAAUGUGUGGCAACCCCUUUGAUGACUACAUCAAUGCCAGCUAUAUCCCAGGCUACAAGUCAAGAGAAGAGUUUAUAGCUGCUCAGGGUCCAUUGUCCAUCACAGUAAAUGAAUUCUGGAGAAUGAUCUGGGAGAAAAACAUCUACACCAUAGUGAUGCUGACCAAAUGCAACGAGCAGGGAGAAGUUAAAUGUGAGAAGUACUGGCCAUCUGGGACUAAUCAUUAUCAUAAUAUCUCAGUGACGACCACUUCAGAGAUAACACUGGAGAGCUGGACCAUAAGAGACUUCGGAAUCAAAAAUGAGAAGACAGAAGAAACUCGUAAUAUACGCCAGUUCCACUUCACAGCGUGGCCGGAUAAUGGAGUUCCACAGACCACUGAAGUCCUCAUUGAUUUCAGGCAGCUGGUGAGAAAACACAUGGACCAGUACUCACGCCACUCUCCAACUGUGGUGCAUUGCAGUGCUGGUGUAGGAAGAACAGGGGCCUUCAUUGCCAUUGACCACCUGAUCUUCCAGAUUGAAAGAGACAGUAUGGUGGACGUCUAUGGAAUUGUUACUGACAUGCACAUGCACAGACCUCUCAUGGUGCAGACUGAGGAGCAGUAUGUUUACCUCCACCAGUGUGCGUAUGACAUAAUUCGAUCAAGAACUGGAACCAAAGUGGACUUAAUAUACCAGAACACAGCAGCACCCCCGAUCUAUGAGAAUCCAGAUAAUCUUAAACAGUAAAUGUAGAUGGUCUCAAAAUGGCCCUCAUCAAACUAGCAAAGAAAUUUAAGUUUAUAUAAAGCGCAUUUUAAACUUGAUUUUAAAAUAAUGAAAUGCACUCUUUACACAUAGUUGGAUGUAAUUUGUUUCUUGCACAAUAUUCAAAACAUUUGUUAAGUAAUAUUUACAUUUUAAUAUUUUUUUUAUUAUUAUUAUUUCAUUGUAUUACUUUUCUAAAUGUUAUAUUUGUAUAAUUUGACAUGAUAUGUUAACUUCAACACUUUUAGGUUAUUUAAAAGAAUAUACAUUAUAUAUACAGUUAUAUAUACAAUUUUAUUAUUAUUUUAAAAGUUCAGCCUUGUGAUAGAUGUGAGGUUUGUAAUUUAUAUACACUAACAUAUAGGUACACUAACUUUUGGUCCUCUAGUGGUUAAAAAACAAAACUGCAUGCAUUUUCCUAAAAAACAUUGUUUUGGUUGUUUUUCGGCUCUGUAACGGUGUGGAAUAAUAUGGUUAUCCUACUGCUCAUAAAACAUUCACUACUAGGCUUACUAGCUGAAGAUGUUACUAUAGCUAUGCCCAUUAAUAGACACGGUACUUAAGAAUAUUCCAGCACAGCGCAACAUAAACCAUUUGAACCAAAAUAGCCCUUCACAAAAGUAUCACAAUGGCAAAUUAUCUGUUCAAUAAAAUACCUUAUUCUUAGUAAUAAAAACUCCAUCUCUGCGUUGCGUUUACAUUUCAAAUCCCUCAGUUCUUGCCAUCUCAGAAAAACCAAGCUAAUGUUGAUUCUCGUUUUAUUACGAGUUCGGUCGCGUUCUCUCUGCCCGCAGACUCUCCUCUGUUCAGCGUUUGUUUAAAACAAGUGAUUCCCCGGAGGCUGGAGAUGUAUCAUGCGCCAUGUCAACCUUUCUUGCUCAUUGUGACAACUAACCUCUGCCACUCCCACACCCAUACAUGCGUCAAAGUAGCCAGAGCAACUUUUCCCUAUUUACAGUAUGGCGAGACAUGACGUAUGUAUGCAAUUUCCCGUGAAAACCAUCCCUCUAGGCCUAAAAUAUAAUUAGGGUUGGGAACUGAGAACUGGUUCUUAUCCAGAACCAGUAGUGUUUUUUGAAAAGUACCGGAACCGUACAAAAUUUCUACGUUUCAGUUCCAAAAACAGUUCUGGUGUGAUGGGUGGGAUAAGUGCGGGGAGUGUAUCCUUUAAUAGAGGCGUCUCACCUCAUGAAUAUUAUAGCAAUGAAUGCACUGAAAAGCCUUUGCAGAGUCGCUGUACUCAUAAAUGUCAGAUAUCAAUGCAGAGAGAGAGAGAUGCACAAAACUGCAUGAUCUUUAAAAGAUCGCAUACUCGAUUUCAUCACCCACAUGAUCUAAUUCCUAAAUGACAACGAUUCGCCUGUGUAUUUUAAACCUUUGACAAAAAUAAAAUCACGACAUUCAAAUCUGAGUUGGUGCUGCCGCUGAUCUUGAGAGAGCAGUUUUCAUGUUUAGAUAUAAACAGCUUCACAAACAAUCUUUUCAAAGUAUCACAGUAUCAUUAUUUAUGUGUUACAAAUAUUCCAAUUAUCACAGAAGUAGGGUGAAUUCAACUUGAUUUGGACACAUUUUUUCAAGUCAUUUCAAUAGCAAAUCACCCUGAAUCCACCCGAUACAAAAGUUUAUUAUACAGAUAUAAAUGCUGAUGUCUACAGUUACCUAUCAAAAUAGAAUAAAUCACCUUUUGAAAGUAACUGGUUGUAUGGCUACGCCACUAGGUGGCAACAAAUUACUGUUAAAACUGUAUCUAUCACUGAAUCAUUAUUUCAGAAACAAGUGAAGUCUUUAUGAAUCCAACUUACAAAAAUAUAUUGUUUCACCUGUCUGGAUCUUACAUGUGUGUUCAAGCAUCUUAUUUGUGUUGAAUUUGUGGUAACACUUUACAAUAAGGUCCAUUUGUUAUGAACUAACCAUGAGCAAUACAUUUGUUACUGUAUUUGUUAAUCUUUGUUAACCUUAGUUAAUAAAAAUGCAGCUGUUUUUUUGGUCAUGUUACUUCACAGUGCAUUAACUAUUGUUAACAAAUAGAACUCUUGAUUUUAAUAAUGUAUGAGUAAAUGUUGAAAUUAAGAUAAUAAAUCCUGUAGAAAUGCAGUUCAUUAUUAGUUCAUGUUAAUAUAGUUAUCUAAUGUUAACUAAUGAACCUUAUUGUAAAGUGUUACCAAAUUUGUUGAAAUUAGCAGUCUGUUACACUAAUUUUACAAGUAUAAUAAACACAAAAAGAACUGUU
This is a messenger RNA of Ctenopharyngodon idella (grass carp), 10764 nucleotides long. RefSeq names its product receptor-type tyrosine-protein phosphatase eta. The coding region runs from base 480 to 8516 and encodes 2678 amino acids. The record is from RefSeq and is a predicted model, not a curated record. The transcript has 58 exons. Gene Ontology annotation, molecular function: protein tyrosine phosphatase activity; protein binding. Gene Ontology annotation, biological process: protein dephosphorylation. Lineage: Eukaryota; Metazoa; Chordata; Actinopteri; Cypriniformes; Xenocyprididae.